Scomber japonicus (chub mackerel) is the source of this 3926-nucleotide messenger RNA. RefSeq names its product ring finger protein 11b (gene rnf11b). The coding region runs from base 429 to 893 and encodes 154 amino acids. The record is from RefSeq and is a predicted model, not a curated record. The transcript has 3 exons. NCBI's taxonomy places the organism in Eukaryota, Metazoa, Chordata, Actinopteri, Scombriformes, Scombridae.
AGCUGGAAAGUCCCUGACAGCAAGGGAGGUUUCAGUCAAGAAAACUGCGGUUAGCUUUGUCAUUUUAAUUGAGCUGUAUCAGUAGUUGCUCCACUUCGCUGCGUCCGCGGGUAUAAAAUACUGCCAAGUGGUUUAAGUUCGGAUUUUAUAAGCCAACCGAGUAGAUGCUCUCCCAGCGAGUGCUAGCUGGCAUUAUCAGGCUAGCUCUUUGUGUAGCUAGCUGCUAGCUGAGGGAUGUUUUGUUGUUGUUGAACGGAGCAGCCCUCCCGUCGUCUGGGAGAGGAUUUUUUGGUCAGCUGUGUAUGGAAAAACGCAUUAUCAUCCACUACCGUUAUCUGUGAAAGUGGCCCGUGUGAAGCCCCCGCCGUGUUAUAUUAGAAAAAGCACAGACACAGAGAGAGGGGGGAGUUUAAUCGAAGAGGAAGGAGAUGGGAAACUGUCUGAAAUCUCCGACCUCGGAUGAUAUUUCUUUGCUACAUGAAUCUCAAUCGGACCGGGCCAGCUACGGAGACGGUGCUGACCCCGACCAGGAGCCACCGCCCCCUUAUCAGGAGCAGAUCCAUGUGCCUGUCUACCACCCAACACCCAGCCAGGCCCGGCUGGCCACUCAGCUGACAGAAGAGGAGCAGGUCCGCAUCGCCCAACGUAUCGGACUCAUCCAGCACCUCCCAAAGGGUGUAUAUGAUCCGGGGCGGGAUGGCUCUGAGAAGAAGAUAAGAGAGUGCGUCAUUUGUAUGAUGGACUUUGUGUACGGAGACCCCAUCCGGUUCCUGCCCUGCAUGCACAUCUACCACAUGGACUGUAUAGACGACUGGCUGAUGAGAUCCUUCACAUGUCCCUCCUGCAUGGAGCCGGUGGACGCCGCGCUGCUUUCCUCCUAUGAGACCAACUGACACACACACAUGCACGCACACAUGCCCACACACACCUGUGGACCAGACUGGACAAACACACAAACACACACGCACAUACACAUACAUAUACACAUGUAAUAUGCACACAAAUGGAAAUACACAACUUCCAUCUUACUAACCUUUAUCCUGGAUUAGUAAGGUGGUGAUAUCAAAACAGUGAUGAUGUAAAAGAUUUAGGAAGAACUCUGUGUCUGUCUGUCUGUGUUUGUGUGUGUGUGUGUGUGUGCGUGCGUGCGUGCGUGUGUGUAUGCAUGUACAAGUUCCUCAGUUGGCCUGCUGGACAGGAUUGCAUCUGGGAAAGGACUGAAGGACUGAACAGAGUAUUGGUGUUUGAGGCAAGCAGGAAGGAGCAAAAGAUGAGAGGUGACAAUGGGAGGCUGAGGAUAUGGGUGUAAAGGGGAAGUCAAGGAGAAUCGAUGGCCAUUAUCUGUUAUGAUUAAGAAAUCUUUCAAAGAUCCGCUUUUUAUAUACGCAAAUGCACACAUAAGCACGCAACCAGUCACACACUUCCUCUAUUUACUCCCCAGCAUUAAAAUGAAUUGUGACAGAAUGCAGGAGGAUAUCUGCCGGCCAUCAUCUGGCUGCAGAUUGUGCUUCCUGGACUGUUGAAGUCUGAUUACAAUAAACUACUGCAAGAAAAAGGUGAAGAGAGAAACAGCCUUCUGAAGAUUGCAGGAUCUGCCAGAUGCUUGAUGCAUCUCCACACAGAUACCUCUGCAAGAGGUUCCACAUCUGCAUCAGAAACUGCCACAGAUGCAGAUAUCUGAUUAAAGACUGCCAGAGGUGGACAUCAGAUUUAAGACUACGGACAUCCGAUGAAUUCUGCAGACACAGGCCUCGAGUAGUCUGUAUAGCUCUCUCAUGAGAAACGAUUGAUUGAUUGAUUGAUUGAUUGAUUGUCCUGUGGCUUUGUGAAAUCUGUUCCAUGUUUAGUUUUGUCAGUCAGCACAAGGGCUCUGUUGAACCAGUGUUUACCACAGACAUGGCAAAAGGAAAUGUGUGCUUUAGUCACUAAUGUGAUGUGUAGCUGGUAGACUAUUGCUGUCAAGCUAUCGACUCCUCAUGACUCUCAGUCACUGUGAGAUCUCAGAUUAUUGGCCAAAGCACAAAAAUAUGACUGUAGACUGAUAAACAAACCAUUUUACAAAUCAGAGAUAUUUGCACUUCUUCAUUGUGACAAGAGUCAAGAAUAUGUGUUCAGAAGUUAUGUCAAAGUGAAGUACAGUAUAUGAUUUUCUUCAUCUGCAUUCUCAUGAACUUUAUUGAAAGCAACAAAUCUCUGUGGACCAGGAGUGGAAAUGGAAGUUAUUACUGGUGGCAAUAACCACAAACUCCAAUUUCAAUCCUCAACAAAAGUCCACACCAUAAUAAAAAAUACAAUCAAGGUCAAUCUUAUUUAAUGUGUUAUAAAGCAUAACUUCAUUAAGCAUACUUUCCUGUGACAUAUGGUCAUUAAACCAGCUCUAGGGAAAUAUUUACACAAUGGCAGGCACCGCCUUCAAGAUGGAUCUGGUCCUGUGUCAGUUCAUACAAAUGACAUUUGUACCUAAUGUAGUCAGAGUCAGUAGUUACACAAUGCAGAUAAUGCAUUUUUCAGUUUAAACAAGGUCUAUUUCAAUCAAAAAAAAAACUAUGAAAAUGAUGUUUGUGCUAAUUCACACAUCAUGUUGCUACACUUUUUUAAAAUAUCUAUUGCCCAAGUCACCCAGUUUACUAUUAAAGCACAAAUAAAUACAAAUAUUCUGUUAUAUUUUCCUUCUCCCUGCUAACUUCAGCAUGUAAAUGAGUCAGUAAGAUGAAAUAUGCAGGAACAUGGUAAACAUACUCAUCUGAGCUCCCCCUGCGUAAUGGGCAUGACUCAGAUCUGACAGUUUGAAGGCAUGCCUUUAGUGAUCUGUGUGUGUGUGUGUGUGUUUCUACUUGGCUUUAUAGCCUCUGUUUGUGUGUGUGUGUGUGUGUGUGUGUUUGAGAAAGACUGGGGGAGGCAUUUUUGCACAGUAAUUUAAUCUACUUAACUCUUCAUGUUGUACAUUUUUCUCCAUCAGUGGAGCUUCAUGGCCUUAGGUUAAGUGUGAGUGAGGCUCAGAAUCAGCUGCUAAAAAGUGGAGCAGAGUCCAGUUUAUUACAAGAAACAAGAAGUUUAGAUGGCAAAUUCUUCUGGCACGCUGGCAGUCAUUGUACAUGUCAUAUCAUGUUAAGAUAAACUGUUAAUAAACAAACAGUAUUGUGGUGUUUGGACUGAAUUUCUGUCUCGUCACCUGCUCCCUGGAGGGUUCCCACUGCCUUUAUCUGCAUUCCACAGCAUUCCUGCGGUACAAUGGAUGACCGCUAUGGAUACAGUGAACAUUUUGCAGAGCAGGAAAGGUUUUGAUCUCAGUCUGGACCAAAUCAAGGCUGGGUGGGACUGCAAAUGCAAAGGAAACUAAGAUGACCAUGUCAUUGUGUAUGUGUGUGUAUCUUUCAUACAACAAAAUAAUUGGUUUAACUAAAUCUACAUAAGUAUCCUAAUCCUUAUUCAUGUGAAGACUAGCAUUCUCCCAAAGCUUCAUAUUUUAUGCUUUCUUCAAUAAGGUGACGUUUUGUGGAGCUGCUUCAUGGAACCGACUAGAGUUCCACUGAAAGGCUUUGAGGGAUAAAAUGUGUUCCCAAGAAAAUGACUCAUGUCCACACUGUUGGUUAAACCCUGCUCUUUUGAUGAGGAAGCAGCUGCACAAAAAUGCUGCCUCACCACAUUUCAGAUAGAGCUUUGCCUCCUAAGUUGAUUCUUGGGAGAAACUUAUUUAUUUAAAAUGUCCAAAUUGACAGGAAUGACAAGCGAGUGCUGUUUUCGGGUGGAUUUUUUUUUUUUGUGCUUUAAGUACAGGAUUGAUCAGCAAAGUUUGCUCAUACGUGAACUGGGUAUGUGUGUUGUAUGUUUGUGUAUGGAUGCUUGUUAGACCUUACCUUGUUUGUAAGCAUAAUUAUGCAUAUGCUAUGUACUACAGGCAAAUAAUAAAUAUACAUUGCGACACA